Molecule: messenger RNA, 1415 nt
Organism: Paramuricea clavata
Lineage: Eukaryota; Metazoa; Cnidaria; Anthozoa; Malacalcyonacea; Plexauridae
Source: the annotation of a GenBank genome assembly
AUGAAAAAACAUCUUGGCUUCGAACGAUAUACCGAAAAUGUAAUGAAAAACACUCCGAUUGGGAAGUCAACAACCAAGAUGAAAGAGCACUCAGAAGAAGUCUUAAAGAUGCGGUUCAACACGGCCUAUUGCCUUGCCAAGAAGGGCUUCAAGGAGAAGCCAUUUAAUGACUACCCCGAAUUACUGGCACUACAAGAAAAAAAGAAUAGAAUUGACAAACAAAGAGAAUACCGCACUCCUCUGAAAGCUACAGCAAAUUUCAUUGACUUUUACUGUAUGUAUAUAGCAGAACAAUUUAAAGCUCCCCUGAAAGAAAUUCUCGUGAAGGCUGAGUAUUAGUCCAUUUUGACUGAUGGCAGUACGGACACAAGUGUAAUCACAGUCGUAUAUUUAACAACGACGCUUGUACGUCGCACGAAAUAAAAAUUAUACACGCAGUCAGCACUUACUAUCUUCAGAUGUUCUUGCGUUUUUCGGCAGCCCAGGUGGUCCAGCUCCCUUUGACGUAGCAGCUUUAACAGCGACAACGUAGGUGGUUUAUUAUUAUUUAACAAUUAUCUCAUUCUAUUAACUGUGAUGUAAUUGAUCAAGAACUUAUUUACGUUAUGUUCCUCAGUGAUGGACAAGUCAAUAUGAAAUUCCUUAGCAUCGAAAACCCUGCAGUGGCGGAUGCCAAUCAUUUGGUCGAGUGUAUUAUAAGGAAGCAUUUAAUCGCAUAGGCAUAGUAGAUUAUUCCUCCCGUUUGCAUGGGCUGAAUGUGGAUAGAGCUUCCGUCAUGCAACCUGGGAGUCCACUGUCCACAGAGGUGUUGCAGCACUUUUGAAGCGGGAAUCUCCCUGGAAAUAACCCUGGUUAACUGCCAUACAUUGCUUCAAUCACAUGCAGGAUCGAGCUGGCUGCAAAGGACGUAUUUGGAAACUCUGUGUUUGAAGAAAUUGACCUAAUCCUUGCGUUCUUGUACAAGAUUUAUCGAAACAGUUCCAAAAGAUUGAAAGCGCUGAAGGAGCUUGGUACUGCAUUGGGAGAAAAACUGCCAAGAUCUUUCAAGGCAUCAGGAACUGUACUCGAUGGAUUGGACAUCAUUACAACGCCAUAAAGAUUGUUUUAAAGCACUAUGGAGCAUAUAUGAUGCAUCUUGAAGAACUUUCAAAAAAUGAUAGUCAAACCGAAAAGCGGGAACAGUUCAAUGGUUAUCUUAACAAGUGGGAGCAUGGGAAAUGCCCAAUAUCCAUCGCUAUUUAUCUUGAUGUCUUACGGUAUCUAUCUUGUCUAGAAUGUCUCUCAGUGAGCAAAAGCAACAACAUGACCCCGUGAAAGCAGUUCGUCGAAUACAAGAAUUCAAAUGGACAAUGGUUAAAUUGCACGGACAUGUCCGAGAAGCGUUAGAUCACAACGAACUGAACCAAGCGGAAUAA